This is a messenger RNA of Choloepus didactylus (southern two-toed sloth), 1505 nucleotides long. RefSeq names its product histamine N-methyltransferase (gene HNMT). NCBI's taxonomy places the organism in Eukaryota, Metazoa, Chordata, Mammalia, Pilosa, Megalonychidae. The coding region runs from base 143 to 1021 and encodes 292 amino acids. The record is from RefSeq and is a predicted model, not a curated record. Gene Ontology annotation, molecular function: N-methyltransferase activity. The transcript has 7 exons.
CUUCAGGAGUUUUAAAACAAGUUUUAGCAGUGUGUUUACUGCCUCAUGAAACAACUGCGUAGGGAUCAAAGUAGCAGUGCAAACUCUGGUACAAACAGUGCCUUAGAAAUGAGCCCUGCACAAGAGGCUUUGUAAACCAAAUAUGGCAUCUUCCAUGAGGAGCUUGUUUUCUGAGCACAGCAGAUAUGUAGAAGCUUUCCGGAGAUUUCUCAACAGUUCCACGGAACACCAGUGCAUGCAGGAAUUCCUGGACAAGAAGCUGCCAGGCAUAAUAGCCAGGAUUGGAAACACAAAAUCAGAAAUUAGGAUUCUAAGCAUAGGCGGAGGUGCAGGUGAAAUUGACCUUCAAAUUCUCUCCAAAGUUCAGAUGCAAUACCCAGGAGUUCAUAUCACCAAUGAAGUUGUUGAACCAAGUAUUGAACAAAUCACCAAAUAUAAAGAGCUUGUAGCCAAGACAUCAAACCUCGAGAACAUAAAGUUUGCUUGGCAUAGGGAGACAUCGUCUGAGUAUCAGAGUAGAAUAAUGGAAAAAAAAGAGCUUCAAAAAUGGGACUUCAUUCACAUGAUUCAGAUGCUGUAUUAUGUAAAAGACAUCCCAGCUACCCUGAAAUUCUUGCAUAGUCUCUUAGCUACCAGUGCUAAGCUUCUCAUUAUUCUUGUGUCAGGAACCAGUGGCUGGAACAAGCUGUGGAAAAAAUAUGGAUCCCGCUUGCCCCAGGAUGACCUCUGCCAGUACAUCACAUCGUCUGACCUCACACAGAUGCUGGACAGCUUGGGCAUUAAGUAUGAGUGUUACGACCUUCUGUCCACCAUGGACAUAUCCGACUGUUUUAUUGAUGGCAAUGAAAACGGAGACUUGCUUUGGGACUUUUUGACAGAAACCAUCAACUUUACUACUACGGCACCACCUGAUCUCAAAGCAGAAAUUUUUAAAGAUCUGCAGGAGCCAGAAUUCAGUGUAAAGAAGGAGGGAAAGAUUCUUUUUAAUAACAAUCUGAGUUUCAUAGUGGUUGAGGCAUAAAUAAUCACAAACAUGCAUUCAGAAAUUUAUCAGGAGCAGUGGUAAUCAUUUAUUUUUCGGUUGGAAUUGCAUAUUCAUCCAUGAUGUUGUAAAUAGAGCAUUGUCUCAUAUAUAUGUGAAAAUCUAGAAAAUCCCAAGAAGGUCUUAGGCUUCCAUACAGAAUUUUGGGUGGUACUGCUGUCUUAACCCAUCACUCCUCCUUGUAAAGAGAGCUCAUUGAAGGAUAAAUUACCACAUAAUCUGGAAGAAUGAGGCAGUUGACUUUAACUGGUUAUUGACAAUAAAAUCCUUUUCAUUUACUGAUUGAACUGAAAUUUCUUUGAAUACUAAUAAAGCAUGUGCUUACUGAAUCUUUCAAUACUUACAAAGUAUAUGUUUACUCGUAUUUGAAUACUAAGAAAGUAUGUGUUUAUUAAUGUUUCCCUCUUAAGUACUUGUUUUGUACAUUCUUCUGUGUGGUUUCCAUCUUAUUUUACUGAUUAAU